Ostrinia furnacalis (Asian corn borer) is the source of this 1238-nucleotide messenger RNA. RefSeq names its product methyltransferase-like protein 9. The transcript has 5 exons. Gene Ontology annotation, molecular function: protein-L-histidine N-pros-methyltransferase activity. The record is from RefSeq and is a predicted model, not a curated record. Lineage: Eukaryota; Metazoa; Arthropoda; Insecta; Lepidoptera; Crambidae. The coding region runs from base 45 to 1160 and encodes 371 amino acids.
UGGUUUUUCCAUACUCAUAAUUAACAUUGAAAGAUUAGACAUAAAUGCUUGCUUUCAUUAGAAUUCUGUAUAGUUUCCUUGUAAUACUACUUAUGCCUUUGCAUUCAAGUAACUUUUGUGACAGAACUGACCUGUAUUGUUAUUAUACAAAGGACGCUCAACCAUACUGUUCAAGAGGAGAGUUUGAUGAUGUCACAAUAGCUGGGGAUGCUUGGAAAGACCCUGUAAAGAAGCAUUUUGAACAGAACAAAGCCAUGGCUUCAAACGGACUAAUUAGGCCUAGAAGUGCACUUGCUCGAGCGUUCAUUGAGAAGCAGCAGAAUGAUAGAACCCUUCAAGAAUUUGAUAAAAACGAGUGGUACCGGGUCGACAAAAGCCGGUUGUCCCCAGAGAUGCAGUCCACGUUCGUCCAACUCCACGCAGAUGAAGAGACCAAGAGCUUCCUAUCGAACUCCAUCGAGAAGUCUUCGUGGGUGUGGACCCAGAUCUGGUACCUGCUAGCGAAGGCCGUCCUCAAGCACUUCUGGUCGAUCACCGACAUCAAUGGCUGGUUAGGCCGCGGCUCCAUGUUCGUGCUAUCCGAGGCGCAGGCUCGCUCGAUGCUCCGCGCGGCGCGGCGCGGCGCCGACGGCUCCGGCUCGCUGGUGGACGUCGGCGCCGGCGACGGAGAGGUCAGUCGCCGCUUCGCGCACCUCUACGGGGAGAAGUACGCGACGGAAAUCUCGGCCAGCAUGCGAAAGACGCUCUUGAGUAAAGGAUACACGCUCCUGGACGUGGACGACUGGUGGCGCACGAAGCAGUUCGACUGCGUGUGCAUGCUGAACCUGCUGGACCGCUGCAGCCGGCCGCGCUCCAUGCUGCGGGACGCGCGCGCCGCGCUCGCGCCCGGCGGGCUGCUGCUGCUGGCGCUCGUGCUGCCCUACAAGCCCUACGUCGAAGUGACAGCAGACCACAAGCCCGAAGAGCGACUGGGCGUAACUGGAGCCGGCUUCGAGGAGCAGGCGACGGCUUUAGUCGAACAAAUGCGAAGCGCAGGCUGGGCGCUGCGGGCGUGGGCACGCGCGCCCUACCUGUGCGAGGGAGACUUCGCCCAGGCCUACUACUGGCUCGACGACUCCGUCUACGUGUUCCAACCGGCACCCAUCGAGCCUGGCAACUGAUCCGGCCGCAGGACUAGCAACGAAUUCGUAAGAAGAAGAAGAAGUAAGCCCGCUGUUACACCCGUGAAGACACAUCUG